AUGAAAACUAAUGACCGGCUGAUGGAAGCAGUAGCAAGUUCUAUGAACGAUUCAGACGAUGAAUUCGAAAGUGACAACACCAAAACAACCAUAUUCCUCAAAAUAGCGGAGGGCAAAAACUUUCCCAUAAUGGACACGUUGAGUAAAUCAUCAGACCCGUAUUGUGUAGUCAAGGUGGACGGCCAGACAGUGUUACGGACAAUGACCAUAUACCGGACCCUGUCCCCCUUCUGGGGGGAGGAGUACACGCUGCACGUGCAGCGCAACUUCUUCGCGCUCUCUGUUUACGUGUACGACGAGGAUUUGAGGUAUGAUGACGUCAUUGGGAAGGUGACUCUGACGAAAAAGGAGAUGGUGAGAGACUAUAAUAUUGGGGAUGAGCGCUGGUUUGCUCUUCAGAAGGUGACUAAGGAUUCUGAGGUGACAGGCGAGGUGAGACUUGAGUUCAAGCUAUCUGAGACGAAACUUGAUGUUAAAAUCGCAGAAGCGAGAGACCUGGCAGCCAAGGACAAAACAGGGUCUUCCGAUCCAUACGGGAUAUUAACUCUCGGAUCAAACUCGUAUCAGACGGAGAUAAGGAAACAGACCCGGUUCCCUAGGUGGAAUGCGAUGACCACUUUACCUGUUCCUGCUGAUACUGCAGACCAGAUAGUUCGGUUGACCCUCUGGGACAGGGACAUUGUGGGGAAGGAUGAGUUCAUGGGGGAGAUCACGUUUAGUUUGAAGAGAAUUGAGAAGAAACUGGAGUAUAAUCAGUGGUUCUGGUUGAAACCGAGAGACUUUAUAGGGCACCAAGCUGCCGGGUCAAUAAGAAUGAAAAUAAGAUAUGUCACGGCAUCCAUCCUACCUUCCCUAGUUUAUCAACCACUUAUUGACUUACUUAUUGAGGAGGUGGAUAACUUUACCAACGGAAUACCCAGAACAGGGAUUACUCCGCUAGCUUUGUUGGAGGAAGCCAUGACGGACAGAAUGGAGAUGGCCUACAUGUUGGUCAGGAUAUUCCUUGGAAAGGGAAAGAUAGAGGGGCUCCUGAGCAUGUUGUUCACUCUUGAGGCUAAGAAAUCUACUCCUGAGACUAUUUUCAGAGAGAACACCCUGGCCUCCAAAUGUAUGGACCAGUAUAUGAAGAUAACGGGUACACUAUACCUACAAAAUGUGCUGGGCAAGACAAUAAAGCUUAUCUACAAGGAGAACAAGUAUUGCGAAAUGGACAAGUCGAGGAUAACUAAAAAGUACGGGAUACUGAAUAAAGAGGCGAUAGUGAAGCAGAGUACGAAACAGAUAAAUCUGUAUCUGAUGGAAAUAGUGAACAGUAUAAUGCAGUCAAAGACUGCUAGUCCUUUUGGUAUUCGCAAAGUUUGCGCCAUGAUAUUUGACCUUGUUCAUAGAACAUUCCCAGAAAAUCCAGACCUACAGUAUAUGGCAGUGAGCAGUUUUGUGUUUCUGAGAUUCUUCGUUCCCGCAAUAAUGAACCCUAAACUGUUCUACCUAAACAGCAAUCACCCUAACAUGAGAAUAUCUCGUACUCUUAUGCUCUGUGCUAAGGCGAUGCAGCAGAUAGGUAACAUGUGCGCUCAGCCGUGUAAGGAGAGUUUCAUGCUCCCCCUCCUCCCUUUUGUAGAAAGGCAAACAGACAACGUUCGACACUUUAUCAGCAAUCUUGUGACCAUCUACAAAUGCAGCAGCCCUCCCGCCAAGAUAGCGACCCCUACCUCCCAACAUCUCUUCUCCCACACCACGAUAAUACAAAGUGGGUGGGCUGAGAAAUACCGGAUUAGUCUCGGACAAUCCCAAACAGUCCGAGUAUUCAAGAAACGCUUCUUCUCUCUGUCUUUCGCAGCACUUAGCUACGGUUCUAAAGCAUCUUCGGGACAGUCACUAGGGUGCACUAAGUUGAUAGCUAUCAGUGAUAUCACCUCGGUGGAAAGAGUGGAUAAGUACGUGUUCGGACACAAACACAUACUACAGAUACUGAUAUCCAAGAAUAACGAGCGUCCUUCUGUUCUGUACAUGAAACUCAAGACAUUGAACGAGGUAACUGAGUGGAUAUCCUCACUCCGCAAGACCUGUUCAAAGAACACAAAGACUCUCAAGUUUUACCAUCCUGGAGCCUACAAGUGUAAGAGAUGGUCCUGCUGCACCGCUCGGUCGCUUAUUGAUCAAGGUUGUAGCAAGACACACAGAUCUAUUGUACUGGGUGAUUGGAGAGACCCUCUAAACUCAGAUGCUGAAAUUCAAACUAUUUUCUCGCAACUCUAUAACGCUAAAGACUGCCUCAGGACGAAGUAUCUGAAAGCGGAGCGACUCCGACAAUCCUUCUCAUUCCUAUCAACAGCUGAUAUGGGAGAUGUUGAGAACUUGGGAGGACAGGAGCCCUUUAAAACCAGACACUUUAAGUCUGUCGUCAAUCGCAGAGCUGUUCUCAAGAAAUCAAAGAAAACAAAUCUAAAUCGGUCCCGAGCCCAGAGCAUGUCACUGCACAGUCCUGAACACCUUUCUCCAAAGUCCUUAUCUAUGGAGAUCAAGGAAACCCAAAACAUCAGCCUCUAUCUCCCAGAAAGAGCCUAUCUUUGGACUCCCCUCCACCUGCUAUCACUGAACUUCAAGGGGUUAACAUGCUUAGUGUGGUUCAAGGCGUUAUUGUAUCAUUUGUUUUGAGUACAGUGGCGACAGUCUAUUUGGCUUGGGUUGGAAAGUGAAGAGAACUCAGAAACUACUCCGAAUAAACCAGCGAUUAACCGACUUCUCAGUGUUCUAAACCUUAUAGAGGUAGCACAUGGUGGAGACAACAAUAACAACAACGUCACCACCACAUGACGUCACCACCACAUGACGUCACCACCACAUGACGUCUCCACCACAUGACGUCACCACCGCAUGACGUCACCGCCACAUGACGUCACCACCACAUGACGUCACCACCACAUGACGUCACCGCCACGUGAUUGGGAUUUAGCAGCAAUUGUAUCUAGAUUAAUGGCUCACUUGAAUAAUAUUUACGAUAGAAAUGUGGCAAAUUCUUAACAGGAGUCCAGUUACAAAAGAGAUGUCAGCCACUGGCUCAAAGGCGUUUCACUGACUCAAACUCUGGAUUAUAGCUCAUUUAUAUUUGAAUAUUUAGAAAAAUGUUUGUCAUUUAGUUCAUUUGCAGUUGCUAUGUUCGACGAUAUAUUUUGUUAAUUUUCAUAUCUGCAAAAAUAAGCAGAUCAAACUGAGGUGAAAGAUUGAAUGGAAGUGAAAGAUUAAAGGAAAGUGAAGGAUUAAAGGAAAGUGAAGGAUUCAAGGGAACCUUUUCCUGUUAAUAAAUCUAAUAAGUAAGAUAAAGUUUGAUACGCAGAUUAAGGUCCCUAAUGAAUACGACAGUGUAUUUUGACUUAUGGAAUGUUGAAUGUAGUUUCAUUUGCUGUGU
Messenger RNA from Bolinopsis microptera, 3409 nucleotides. RefSeq names its product rasGAP-activating-like protein 1. Gene Ontology annotation, biological process: intracellular signal transduction; regulation of GTPase activity. The transcript is spliced from 14 exons. The record is from RefSeq and is a predicted model, not a curated record. Lineage: Eukaryota; Metazoa; Ctenophora; Tentaculata; Lobata; Bolinopsidae. Bases 1 to 2658 code for a protein of 885 amino acids.